Messenger RNA from Cottoperca gobio, 4270 nucleotides. RefSeq names its product papilin a, proteoglycan-like sulfated glycoprotein (gene paplna). NCBI's taxonomy places the organism in Eukaryota, Metazoa, Chordata, Actinopteri, Perciformes, Bovichtidae. Gene Ontology annotation, cellular component: extracellular matrix. Gene Ontology annotation, biological process: extracellular matrix organization; proteolysis. The record is from RefSeq and is a predicted model, not a curated record. Gene Ontology annotation, molecular function: metalloendopeptidase activity; serine-type endopeptidase inhibitor activity.
GAGAGGUACCCCUGCUCGUAUAUCCAGGAGACCUUCACGUCGAGACCUUCCAGGAGACCUUCACGUCAAGGCGCCGGAGAGGAACCAGCUGUCAGACCUGCUGCACGGACCUCCGCGAGCACACAGCCGAGCUCUGCACUCCAACAAGCCGAAUACAAAGCCUCUGAACCCGGGAACAAUGAAGAUGCUGCUGCCUCUGGUGAUCCUGCAGCUGCUCCUGGCUCCAGCGCUCACGGUGCCCAGUGUGGAUAACUGGGACACGUGGGGUCCUUACGGAGAAUGCAGCCGCAGCUGCGGCAGUGGAGUGACCAUGAGAACUAGACGCUGCGUCACCCUCAGAGCUGACGGAGGACACAACUGUGUGGGACCAGAGAAGUCUUACCGCACCUGCAACAUCCAGGACUGUCCCGAGGGAUCCAAGGAUUUCCGUGAAGAGCAGUGCUCCAAAUUUGACGGGACUGACUUCCAGGGGAAACUCUACAAGUGGCUUCCAUAUUACGGAGCGGAGAACCCCUGUGAGCUGAACUGCAUGCCAAGAGGAGAAAACUUCUUCUACCGCCACCGCAGCGCCGUGGUCGACGGCACGUCCUGUCACCCCGGACGGAGGGACGUUUGUGUGGACGGAGUCUGCAAGCGUCUGGGCUGUGACAACAUGUUGGAGUCUCUGCAGCAGGAGGACCCCUGCCUGCAGUGCGGGGGCAACGGACAGUCCUGCCAUCAGGUCAAGAACAGCUUCUCUGUGCGCGACCUGCCCACCGGCUACAACCAGAUGUUCAUCAUCCCCGUUGGCGCCACCAGCAUCAGCAUCAGAGAGACUGUGGCCACACGCAACUACCUGUCUAUCAAGAACCUGCGAGGGGAGUAUUACCUCAAUGGCCACUGGGUAAUUGAGUUUUCCAGGGCGACACCCAUUGCUGGGACGAUGCUGUACUACCAGCGAGGAGCGGAGGGCGACAGCGUCCCCGAGACCAUCUCUGGCCGUGGCCCCACCACCGAGCCCCUUGUUGUGGAGCUGAUCAGCCAGGAGCCGAACCAGGGAGUGGAGUACGAGUUCUAUCUUCCCAACGGACGCUCCAGACAGGGUUACUACUGGAGCUUUGGAUCCUGGUCGUCCUGCAGCAGAGACUGCGGCUCAGGCUACCAGUCUCGUCUGGUCUUCUGCACCGUCGAUAACGAGGCGUACCCCGACUACCUCUGUGCCUCUCUGCCCAGGCCGCAGACCAACCGCACCUGUAACCCCCACACCUGCCCUCAGAGCCGCAGCUGGAGAACCGGAGAGUGGAACAGCUGCUCGGUGAGCUGCGGCGGAGGCUCUCAGCUGCGCAGCGUGCAGUGCGUCUCCCAUGAUGCCGCGGGCCCUCGCGUGGUGGAGGACACCAUUUGUGCCACCUACACCGAGGCACCCCCCUCCCUGCAGACCUGCAACAUGCAGAAGUGUGCAGAGUUCCAAGUCACGAGAUGGAGCGCGUGCUCAGUGACCUGUGGUGCAGGUGAGCAGACCCGGGAGGUCACCUGUGUGGGAUCAGGAGGAAUGAGGCUGGAGGAAACUUCCUGCAGCACGCUGCUCCGCCCGACCGCCGCCCGCCCCUGUGAGACGGCCGCCUGCCUGAGACAGAUCAGCUGGCACGUGGGAGACUGGGGCCUGUGUUCUCAGAGCUGUGGCUCCGGCUCACGGGAGCGGCAGGUGAUCUGCUCGGACCAGGAGAGGAACCUGUACCCUGUGGGCCAGUGCAACGCUCACCCCAAACCCUCCAUCGUGGAGCGCUGCAACAUCCAGUCCUGCUACAGGCCACAGGUGGUUCCCAGCGUCCAGGACUCACGAGGACACGACAACACACAGACUGUUUUCCAGCCCUACGUGCCGGACCGCGCCACAGCAGCCCGCCGGCCGGAGACGGACCCGACCCAGACCAACGCGGUCCACGACCCUCACGGCUCCGCCCCGGCCCUCCACUGCAGCCAGUCGUAUUAUGGCUGCUGCCCCGAUGGACGCACGUCAGCCGGCGGCCCCCAGGAUCUGGGCUGCCCACAUGUCCCAGCUCCCACUCCUGUGCAACCACACUGCAUCCAGACCAGUUAUGGCUGCUGCAGAGACGCGGUGACGGCAGCUCAGGGCCCCAACAAAGAGGGCUGUGCGGAGUAUGCGGCCCCCGCCCCCGCCCCCACGGCUGCUCUUUCUCUUCCCACUGAGAAUGCACCGCAGUGCCGGAUCACCACCUACGGGUGCUGCUAUGACCGCACCACGCCUGCAGGAGGACCCAAUGGGGAGGGCUGCCCCAACCCCCCCAACCACAUCGAGCACUCCAUCUGCUCGCUGCCUCGUGCUGCCGGCUCCUGCAGCGGCUGGGUGCCACGCUACCAAUACGACGUCAUCACCUCCAAGUGCGUGCACUUCUGGUACGGCGGUUGCCACGGCAACAGCAACAACUUCAUGACCCGCGCCGAGUGCCAGAGGGCGUGCCGGGUGUCGGCACCGAGCCAGCAGGGCCCGGGGCCGGUCGCUCCCGCAGCACAGCCGACUCCUCGGAGAGAAUCCACCGCUGGAAGGACCGCGACUGGAACCGACACCGUGUCUGGAGCCGGCACCGCAUCUGGAUCCCCUUCUGGAGGAUCAACAGGUGGGGGGUCACACAACAUGGGCAGGAUUUUCACAGUCCAGGGAGGCUCGACCAGCAGCACCGGCAGGCAGGCCAUAAGUGCGGCCAGGCACGCCCACAGAGCUCGAGUCCAUCUGCGCGCUCGCCUGCCUUCUGCUACGGCUGCACAGCACACCGGCCCAGCGGCGAGUUUGACCCUGGGAGGAGUGACCAUCGAUAAGACCGACCCCUCCACGGUGGAAGCUUUAGUGGGACAGACGGUGGUGCUGCCCUGCAGGGUCAGCCCGCCGCCGUCCUCCACCCUCAGCGUGGAGUGGAGACGAGAUGGCGUCGCUCUGUUUACUCACAGGCAUCACCAGCAGCCCAAUGGUUCCCUGUUAGUCGGUCCUCUCACCAAGUUGGACUCCGGUUGGUUCUUGUGCGUGGCGACUCGUGAACAGGAGAGAGACCACCGCUACAUCUACCUGUCGGUCUCAGUGGGAUCCUCUCAGCUGAGUACCACCCCCCUGCCCAGAGAUGGUCCUGUCCCUCGCUUCAGCAUCGAGCGGUUGAGCUCCUCUGUGGUGGAGAUGCGAGCGGGACAAACUGCCCGUCUGUCCUGCACCGUCGUGCCUCCGUCAGCUCUGCAGGCCGUCAGCAUUCAGUGGACUAAAGAUGGACAGCCCCUCAGUGACUCCAGGUACACCCAACAUUCAGACGGCUCGCUGACCAUCGGCUCUGUGAGGUCUGCAGACUCUGCAGUGUUCACCUGCACGGCCUCCUCCCAGCAGCAGCUGGAGCAGAGGCAGCUGCAGCUGCGAGUCCAAGCCGACCUGAAGAUCACCACAGCUCCCAACAACAUCCAGGUGUCCGAAGGCAGCACGGCUCUGCUGCCCUGCGUGGUGUCCGGAGACAACGUCAACAUCGGCUGGUCCAGAAACGGCGUGCCGGUGCGUCCCGACGGUCAGAACAUCCUCAAGUCCUCUGACGGCAGUUUGAUCCUGAACAACGUGAAGCCUGCAGACGAGGGAACGUACACCUGCAACGCCUACACCGGCAUCUACUCUGUGAGCGCCACGGCGGAAGUGAGAGUCACGAAAGACGCUCCUCGAGGUGUUGACGUGCCGCCAGAAUGCGUGGACCAGCCUGAGCUUGCCAACUGCGAGCUCAUCGUCUACGCCCGACUUUGCUCCAACUCGUAUUACUCCAGUUUCUGCUGUGCCAGCUGUACCAGGCACUCACAGAGGAGCGACCGGCUCAGUCGGCUCGGAUAGAAGAUGCAGAGUGGGGGGGGGGCUGCUGCCAAAAGGAACUGAAACACUGAUAUCUGAGCAGCUCAAGCCUGCAAUGAAAAAAGGGAUUUAUUACUGUGGACGUUGUUCAACACUUGUUCAGGGAGUCUGUUCGUACACUGCUCAACAUGGGAACAUUAAAUAAGGGCCUUCAAAUUAAAUGUAAAGUCUGUUGUUCAAACUUUCUUUUAAAUAAGUUAUUUACUCGACAUGUUCUCUGUUUUCUAGAGAAUUAUUUCCUUCUACAUGUAAAUCCAGUGAAAUGAAUGAAUUAUUCCAUCUGUGCUGUUUUCACCACUGCUCUUUUUUGUAUCAAUAUUUUUGGCAUUUCACUGAUAAAAGGUAUUUUCUGUGCUUAUUGUUUAUUUUUAUGUAAGUAAUUGAUAAUAAAAUAAUAUUUUG